UAUUCAGCAGCUGCAGCUCCAGCCAGCUCAUUUCCCCAGCUCCCACCUCGCCGCUUGGACGUCUGGUGAGGGCCCUGUGCCGGGGCAGCCAUGGACCGGGUGCUGCGGGGGAUCCUGCUCGCCUGGGUGUCCAUGGCUUGGGUAAGAGGGGCUGAGCAGUCCCAGGAGCUGUCCUUCUCUGCGGGGUUUCCAGAAUGCAAAAAGGCCCUGAACCUCCCAAGUCUGGAAGUCCUGCCGGGGGGGGGCUGGGAUAACCUCAGGAAUCUGGACAUGGGCAGAGUCAUCAACCUGGACUACUCACUGUGUAAGACCACGGAAGAUGGUUCUUAUAUCAUCCCAGAUGAGAUCUUCACUAUCCCUCGCAAGCAGAGCAACCUGGAUAUCAACUCCGAGAUCAUCGAGUCCUGGAAAGAUUACCAAAGCAUCACUUCUGCCUCCAUCAACCUGGAGCUAUCCCUCUUCUCCUCCAUCAAUGGCAAGUUCUCCUACGACUUCCACCGGACCAAGACCCACCAAGUGAAAGACCACGCUGUCACCACCCGAGUGCAAGUCAGGAACCUGGUUUACACUGCCAAGAUCAACCCAGGGGCAGUCCUGGACAAGGGCUUCAAGAAGCAGCUGCUGCUGAUUGCCAGCCACCUGGAGAACAACCAGACACGGAUGGCUGAUUUUCUGGCUGAGGUACUGGUGCUUAACUAUGGCACCCACACCAUCACCUCCGUGGAUGCUGGAGCCAGCUUGGUACAGGAGGAUCAGAUCAAGGCGACCUUCCUGAAGGACAGCUGGGGCACACGGAAUGCUGUCACAGCCUCAGCAGGUGUGGCCUUCCACAGUAUCAUCAAUGUGAAACAUGAGGAGUCCCUGGACAUCAGCUCUGGCUUCACCAAGCAGUAUCUAGAGAACCGCACCAGCUCUAGGGUAGAGAGCAUCGGUGGGACCCCCUUUUACCCAGGCAUCACCCUCAAGACCUGGCAGGAGGGAAUCACAAACCACCUGGUGGCUCUUGACCGCUCAGGGCUGCCCCUGUACUUCUUCAUCAACCCCACCACCCUGCCAGAGCUGCCCACUCCCACGGUGAAGAAGCUGGCCAGGCGAGUGGAGAUGGCUAUCCGCCGCUACUACACCUUCAAUACCUACCCGGGCUGCACUGAUGUAACCUCGCCCAACUUCAACUUCCAUGCCAAUGCUGAUGAUGGAUCCUGUGAGGGCACCAUGACCAACUUCACCUUUGGGGGACUCUUCCAGGAGUGCACCGGGCUGGCCGGCCCUGACACCGGUACUCUGUGCAAGGGACUGGAGCAGAGGAACCCCCUCACUGGGGCUUUUUCCUGUCCCACUACCUACACUCCAGUGCUGCUGGGCACGCAGGAGCGGGAGGAAGGCCAUAGCCAUCUGGAGUGCCACAGCAAGUGCAUCCUCGGCAUCUUCUGCCACAACGAGUGCCGGGACGUCUUCUGGCUCUCCCGGGUGCAAUUCACUGCCUACUGGUGUGCCACGAGCGGGCCGGUGGCCCCAAACUCAGGAUACCUCUUUGGGGGACUGUUCAGCGCCCACAGUGCCAACUUCAUCACUGGUGCUCAGUCCUGCCCCUCGGGGUACUUCCCACUGAAGCUCUUCGACGAGCUCAGGGUGUGUGUGAGCCAGGAUUACGAGAGGAGCAGCCAGUAUGCAGUGCCUUUUGGGGGCUUCUUCAGCUGCCAGGCAGGGAACCCCUUGGCGGGGCAGCACCAGGGCACUGCCGAGGACCCCCAUGCCAAGAGCUGCCCUCCAGGCUUCAGCCAGCACUUGGCACUUAUCAGUGAUAGCUGCCAGGUGGAGUACUGCAUCCAGGCUGGCAUCUUCACAGGGGGCUCACUGCCACCCGCACGACUGCCACCCUUCACCCGGCCCCCUACCAACCUGCCGGCCAUCGACACCGUGCUGGUGAGCAGCGGGGAUGGGGACAGCGCCUGGGUCAGGGAUGGGCAGAGCCACGCGUGGCGGCUGGCCCAGCCAGAAGAGAUCCAGCACACAGUGGAGAUGGUGAGGGGCGGGGGGCUGACAGGGGUGGAGGUGGCUGGCAUCACCGUGGCGGUACUGGCAGGGCUGGCCACCAUCCUGACGAUGGUCUAUUACAGCCACCAGAAGUACAAGGCGAGGGGGUAUCAUGCGAUGGGUGAAGGGGACAGCGUGGCCACUGCAAGCCCCGAGGACAGCACUGUGCUGAGCGUGGGUGAGGGGUACCAGCAAGAGCCGGGGGGGCUGAUGGCGUGAGCACCCAUCCCCACCCCGGUUGCCAGGCGAUGCCACGUGCCCCAAACCCAGGCAAAGCCCCCCUGCCCAACUCCCUCUCCAGGGACAAAGCUGCGCAGCGCCACCAGCCCCCUGCCCUACACCCCCUGGAGCCAAGGGUCCCUCUCCCCACAUUGACCCCAGGCUCCUCCCUCCAUGGGGCAACACACGCUCUUGCCCUCCACCAGAUCCCCAAGCUCCAGCCUUGAGCACCUGGGAGGCUUCACGGCCCUUCAGACCUUCCUCCCUGGCUGACCUGGGAGGCCAACUCCCAGCAUCAACCUGUCAUCAGCCCCUGCAUCCCCACAGCUGCAUCUCCCCUCUCCAACCGGUCCCAGAGCUCUGCCCUUUCAGAGACAGGGUUUCCCCUCCACUGCAAACCUUGCCCCAGCUGAUCCCCUACCCCAAAACCAAAGAAGGGGACCCAGGGCCCUUCAACCAGCCCCUGGGGACACUGGGGUGCCCAAGAAAACCCUGGGCACAGCCAUGUCUUCUUUCCCCCAUGCUGGCCCCCCCAAAAAAACAGGGGAAGCUGUACAACCCCCUCCCUACCCUCCUCUGAUACACAGAAACACCAGCAGGACGCUAGCCCAUCCACGGUGGAGACUUCCUACUUGUGAAAACAUUGGGUCUGCACGCGGGCUGGGGCCUGACUCCUGGGAAAAGACCCCCCAGCUACUGCAGGCACCUAGGGCCAGCACAGACGGCAUUAUCAAUGCUUUGCAUCACAGGAAAGGAGGGAGCAGAGGGGCCCCAUGGAAACACGUGCAGGGUUAGCCACCAAUUUCUGUCCCCUGCAACUGAAGAGCAAGCCCUGUCUCCAUGUAUAUCUAUCGGGAUAGAUAUACACACACAUGCAGAGAGGCACGGAUCAGUUUUAUUUCAGCCAGCAACUAAUUGUGUAGGCAACACAGCAUUAAAAAAGAAAAAAAGUCAUGUUA
Tyto alba (common barn owl) is the source of this 3212-nucleotide messenger RNA. It is a transcript of the gene MPEG1, whose product is annotated as macrophage expressed 1. NCBI's taxonomy places the organism in Eukaryota, Metazoa, Chordata, Aves, Strigiformes, Tytonidae. Gene Ontology annotation, biological process: defense response to bacterium. The transcript has a single exon. The record is from RefSeq and is a predicted model, not a curated record. The coding region runs from base 91 to 2253 and encodes 720 amino acids.